Molecule: messenger RNA, 1149 nt
Organism: Aspergillus tanneri
Lineage: Eukaryota; Fungi; Ascomycota; Eurotiomycetes; Eurotiales; Aspergillaceae
Product: zinc-binding alcohol dehydrogenase family protein
Exons: 4
Coding region: 1-1149 (382 amino acids)
Molecular function (GO): oxidoreductase activity, acting on NAD(P)H
Source: RefSeq, a predicted model, not a curated record
AUGGGACCAGCAAACCAAGCCGCAUGGCUCGUCAAACCCAAAACCCCCCUACAAGUUAGCGAUGCUCCUUUGCCCACAGCGGGACCUGGAGAACUGGUUGUAAAGAAUGCCGCCAUCGCCAUCAACCCGCUCGAUUGCCAUAUGCAGGACUCGGGCGUCUUCAUACAGCAGUGGCCUGCUAUAUUUGGCUGUGACGUCGCCGGCGAGGUGUACGAAGUGGGAUCGAACGUGCAGCGUUUUAAGAGAGGGGAUCGAGUCAUUGGACAUGCCAUCAACUUGGCCAGUGGCCAGCCCCAGGAUGGCGCUUUUGCUUCGUAUACAGUCGUCUCUGCCGACAAAGCAGCUAUUCUUCCUGAGGCCAUCUCUUUCACUGAUGGUGUCGUGGUGCCAUUUGCGCUGGAGGCGGCGGUUUGCGCGCUCUCCCUCAAGGUUCCCGGUGUGGCCAUGCCUGGCGUCCCUACCCCAGCCCUGGGCUUACCAUAUCCCUCGCUACAGCAAGUAGCACCCCUGUGUAAGACGAUCGUCGUGUACGGUGGCUCGUCGUCCGUCGGCUCCAUGACAACGCAGCUUGCCACAGCCGCUGGAAUCUACGUUAUCUCCAUCGUGGGUGCACACAACUUUGACUUCAGCAAGCGCUGUGGGGCGGCACAAGUCUUUGACCAUAAGGACCGUUCGGUCGUCGAUAAGGUUGUCGAAGCCAUCGGUAAAUCCAGCCAGUCAGAGUUCGUCGGUAUUUUUGACGCCAUCUCUACUCCUGAGACGUACGCGAAUGACCUCGCCAUUCUCGCUAAGCUGGGUGGGGGUCAUCUUGCCUGCGUACAUCCUCCUCCUGCGGAUGUGCCUGCGAAUAUAAAGGCUGGUAUGAUCUUUGCUGUGAACGACAUCGCGACGCCCGUCUGGAGGGAAUAUGUUACGCCAGCGCUGCGGGUUGGAAAGCUGCAGUGUCUUCCGCCGCCAACUAUCGUCGGUAAGGGCUUGGGGUUCAUUCAAGAUGGGCUGAAGAAAUGCAGGACCGGUGCUCUGGGCACUCUGAUUGCUAACACAGUCAUCACGAGCGGCUACUUAAUCAUGCUAGAGCAGAUUCGCGUGCACUCACGAGCAGUGAGCAUAGAACUGAGUGCUAUGGUGCAUCAACAACUUAGCAGAUAG